AAUCAAACGUGGGCUCAUCAGCUAUAGCACUCUCCCUAGUCCCUCAUGUGCCCUCGAGUGCUCGUCUGCUCGUCUGCUGUCGGCGGUCAGGUACUGUUCUGUAGCAGCGACGUCGUCUAUCAGGGUGCAAAUUUGGCUAUCCAGUCGAUUUGUUAAUUGCCGAUGGCUAGCUCUCUACAACGCUUCUCCACCCGUGCUUGUGUUUCUCGAACCACUAUUGUCCAAGGGUCAAAACCAUUCCUGGUGGACGCGGUCGGGAUUCUCCCUACUAUUCCAGAAGAAAAUUGUCACAGUGAGGUUGUAAUAGGCUCACCUGCUAGGACUGCAACUCAACAAGGGUCAGGGUCCCUAUCAAGAUUUGCUACUGCUCUUUCUCGCCCUUUCAGCUCAGCCACUACAGCAAAUGAGACUCAGACUCAGAAGCUUGAGCGCAUCGCUGACGAGCUCCUCAACCUCACAAAGAUCGAAAGGCACGAUUACUCCAUCCUCUUCAGGCUGAAAAUGGGCCUCAAUCGGUAUGGCCCGGCAAUCUCUGGAAUUGGCCCGUCAUCUUCUGAAUCCGGGCCUGCCUCCACAGAUGCCAAGGCUGUUGAGAAGACUGCAUUUGAUAUAAAGAUUGAGAAGUUCGAUGCAGCGGCAAAGAUCAAGAUCAUAAAGGAGGUUAGGACUUUCACUGACUUAGGACUGAAGGAGGCUAAAGAGUUGGUAGAGAAGGUCCCUGUUGUGGUGAAAAAGGGCCUGACUAAAGAGGAGGCAGGGCCCAUUGUUGACAAGCUUAAGGAGUUGGGCGCUACUGUGGUAUUGGAAUGAGAUGAGUUCUGUCCUUUUGUUUUGCUUUUCAGUUUAUUUUAUUUUAUUUUAUUAUAUUUUAGUUUUUCUCUCCCCAUAGAUUAGUGACAAUGAGUUAAAUGAUAAAUGGAGACAAUAUUUUUUAGAGUGUGUUGAAUUGGGACUCUUAAGUUUAGGGUUAGGAUGGUUCCUAAUUAUUCCCUCCACCUAAUGGUUUACUUUUGUUAUUGUCUUUCAUAUGAUUCACCCUUUUUCUUAUUGUUAUAUUAUUGACCUAAAAAUCAGCAGAUUUGCUGAGAAAUGCUAUGUUUAUGGCUACUUUUGAAGUUCUUGUCA
Molecule: messenger RNA, 1125 nt
Organism: Prunus mume (Japanese apricot)
Lineage: Eukaryota; Viridiplantae; Streptophyta; Magnoliopsida; Rosales; Rosaceae
Biological process (GO): translation
Cellular component (GO): ribosome
Molecular function (GO): mRNA binding; structural constituent of ribosome
Source: RefSeq, a predicted model, not a curated record